AUGUUUCUAGGUUCCCCAUCGUCCACCCAAGUGACACCCGCCUCCACUAGAUGUCUGAUUUGUGGCGCUCAAGCAACUGGUUUCCAUUUCGAAGCCCAAUCCUGCUCGGCGUGUGCAGCCUUCUUCAGAAGGACAGUCGCAUUGACGAAGAGCUUUAAAUGUAUCACUACUCUCGAUCAAUGUGUUGUUCAUUAUAGUAUGCACCAAAUCUGCCGUAGCUGUCGAUACAAAAAAUGCCUUGCAUCUGGAAUGAAACCUGCCGGUGUUCAACCCAAAAAGCCUAACGUGGAGACUGGCAGAGCGUUUUUCACAAAAUCUGGGCUCAAACGGAAUAAGAAGUUUGCUAGUGUCCUGCCACAAACCGAUGAUGAGCAGAAGUUGGUCGUGGAGGUAUCGGUAUCGUCUCCCAAGGUGCCGAAGAUGGAGUCGGAGUCGGAAGGGACACCGUUUUCAAAUAGUUCAUGUGGUACUUCAGAUAUUGAGAAAUUGGAUUUGGAAGAUUUCAUAAAAAUCCCAACACCUCGCAAAUUCUCGUCAGCCACCUCCAUUACAUCCAACGUCACCAACUUCAGCUCCCCCGGUCCAUCCCCCAUGACUUCCGAGUUUGCAAGUCCAGCGCCUCCAACCACAAAACCUCAACCAAAUACUUUAUCGGUAUUCAUUAAACAAGAGAUGAAAUUGGGAGAGCAAAGGAGGUUGUUGUUUAGCGGACGGGCGGUCGGAACACUAUUAGGGAAAACAAGACAGUGUCCAUAUAGGAAAGAAGACAUCAAGCCGUUGAUUUUUCAUGAUUUCCGAAUCAGUAUUAAAACUCAUAUAAUGCUAGUCCAUGAGUGGCUGGAAAUCUGGCCGGAGUUCGAGGAGCUAGACGAUUUCGACCGGAUGUCCCUUCUCAGAAAAGCUGUGCUUAUUCACUUUCUCCUUGACCCAAGCUUCCUCACCUUUCAAAUCGGAGAGCCCGACAAACUGAUUAUGCAGAAUGGAGGUUUCAUAUCCACUGCUGACCAUAAAGGAGUGGGAUGGGAGGAUGAGCCGGAUAUUAGUGGAGAGAAUAAGAGAAAGUACUAUGUGCCGAUUAUGAAACAGAUCACUGACGAGAUUAUGCCGGCGAUGCAAGCCAUGAAUAUCACUUUUGAGGAGUUUGUCGCAUUGAAGGCGUUGGCUAGUUUUCAGGGAGGAUUCGAAAACGUGUCUGAAGCAAAACGCCAUUUGAUAACCCAACAAGUGAACCGUGUUCUCAAUUCUCUUCAUGCUCACUACACGGAGAAAGGAGAGGAGAAAGCGGCAGAGAGAUUCGGAGCAAUUGUAUUGAUGCUCAGCAAUAUUUUUACAGCCGGCAACGAUUUCGUCAAAAAUCACCGUGAAAUCGAUAUUUUCCACAUCUGGGACCUCGACGAGUUGGGUCUCCAACUUCUGAAUCUUGACAAGAUUCUGGAGACAGAGGCGAGGAAUGAGGCGGAGAGACGGGCGGUGCGGAAUGGAAUUAAUGUAGUAAAUACUAGUUUGCAUCAUAGUUAA
Molecule: messenger RNA, 1518 nt
Organism: Caenorhabditis remanei
Lineage: Eukaryota; Metazoa; Nematoda; Chromadorea; Rhabditida; Rhabditidae
Exons: 5
Coding region: 1-1518 (505 amino acids)
Biological process (GO): regulation of DNA-templated transcription
Molecular function (GO): zinc ion binding; sequence-specific DNA binding; DNA-binding transcription factor activity
Source: RefSeq, a predicted model, not a curated record